Molecule: messenger RNA, 497 nt
Organism: Geodia barretti
Lineage: Eukaryota; Metazoa; Porifera; Demospongiae; Tetractinellida; Geodiidae
Source: the annotation of a GenBank genome assembly
GAUUUUCCUUUACCUUUCUUGCUGCAGAGGCAUUUGUGGUGUGCAAGAGAUUUAAGCCUCCGGCUGGCUAUGUCCCUAGCAUGGCUAAACCACUACUGGACUACAAGUACGAUCCCACAACCAACAGUGAAGUGGGAAUGAGCAGAAUUAUUGCUCCGUUUGUUGCGUGUGGAGACUUGAGUGGAUUUGACUCUGACAUGACCUACCCCGUACAGGUAUCGGGAGAGGAAGACAGGUACACUCCACUGAAGCCAACUCAGGCUCCCAUCAAUCCUCCAUACAAGACAGCUUGUUCCAUGAAGAGAGGCGCUACCACAUCAGAGAACCAAACUACUGCCACUACUACCACUGGCGAGCCAAUCAUGACCACUGAGGACCAAACCACUGCCACUACUACCACUGGCGAGCCACUCCUACUGACCAUGAGGACCACACUCUGCCACUACUACCACUGGCGACCCAAUCACUACUACUGAGGACCAAACUACUGCCACUAC